Trichechus manatus latirostris (Florida manatee) is the source of this 1357-nucleotide messenger RNA. RefSeq names its product arginine vasopressin receptor 1A (gene AVPR1A). Gene Ontology annotation, molecular function: peptide binding; vasopressin receptor activity. Lineage: Eukaryota; Metazoa; Chordata; Mammalia; Sirenia; Trichechidae. The transcript is spliced from 2 exons. Gene Ontology annotation, biological process: cellular response to hormone stimulus; positive regulation of vasoconstriction; G protein-coupled receptor signaling pathway. The record is from RefSeq and is a predicted model, not a curated record. Gene Ontology annotation, cellular component: plasma membrane. The coding region runs from base 45 to 1310 and encodes 421 amino acids.
AGGGAGCAGGCCAGGGCCUCCUCGCAAGGUCGAAGAGGCGUUGAAUGCACAGCAUGCGUUUCUCCGGAAGGUCUGGCGAGGGGUCCGCGGGCAACUCUACCUCGUGGUGGCCUCUGGCCGCCAGCGGCACCAACCUGAGCAGAGAGCCUGAGGCUCUCGAGGAAAGUGGCGGUCAGGAAGGGGACGUGCGGGACGAGGAGCUAGCCAAGGUGGAGAUCGCUGUGCUGGCCGUGACUUUCGUGGUGGCAGUGCUGGGCAACAGCAGCGUGCUACUGGCGCUGCACCGCACUCCGCGCAAAACGUCCCGCAUGCACCUCUUCAUCCGCCACCUCAGCCUCGCGGACCUGGCCGUCGCCUUCUUCCAGGUGCUGCCGCAGCUGUGCUGGGACAUCACCUACCGCUUCCGCGGCCCCGAUGGGCUGUGCCGCGUAGUGAAGCAUCUGCAGGUGUUAGGCAUGUUCGCGUCGGCCUACAUGCUAGUGGUCAUGACCGCAGACCGCUACAUCGCCGUGUGCCACCCGCUCAAGACGCUGCAGCAGCCGGCGCGCCGCUCGCGCCUCAUGAUCGCGGCCGCCUGGGUGCUGAGCUUCGUGCUGAGUACGCCGCAGUACUUUAUUUUCUCCAAGAUUGAGGUGAACAAUGUCACCAAAGCCUACGACUGCUGGGCCACCUUCAUCCAGCCCUGGGGGCCCCGCGCCUAUGUGACCUGGAUGACGGGCGGCAUCUUCGUGGCGCCCGUGAUCAUCCUGGGCACCUGCUACGGCUGCAUCUGCUACCAUAUCUGGCGCAACGUCCGCAGGAAGACCGCGUCGCACAAGGACAAGGGCCCCGAGGACGCUGGUAGCGCCUUCCACAAGGGGCUCCUGCUCACGCCCUGUGUCAACAGCGUGAAGACCAUUUCCCGCGCCAAGAUUCGCACGGUAAAGAUGACUUUCGUGAUCGUGACGGCUUACAUCAUCUGCUGGGCGCCCUUCUUCAUCAUCCAGAUGUGGUCCGUCUGGGAUGAGAAGUCCGCCUGGGUCGAUUCGGAAAACCCUGCCAUCACUAUCACUGCAUUACUGGCUUCCUUGAAUAGUUGCUGCAAUCCCUGGAUAUACAUGUUUUUUAGCGGAAAUCUUUUGCAAGACUGUAUCCAAAGCUUCCCGUGCUGCCGAAACGUGAAGCAAAAAUUCAACAAGGACGAUUCUGACAGCACAGGUAGAAGACCCACUUCAUACACGAACAACCGAAGUCCAACAAACAGUACGGGUAUCUGGAAGGACUCGCCUAAAUCUUCCAAGUGCAUCAAAUUCAUUCCUGUUUCAACCUGAGCUCCUUAUUUAUGCAGACAGACUCUUGAAACAGACUUUUUGGCCCA